UGUGCUGAUGUUUAUAAAACAGAUGAAGCAGAAGCGCUGCAGCUGAUCAUCAGAAGCUCGUGCACAGCAGGUGUGUUUACUGAUUUAACUGUCACGUCAGCUGAGUGUCACAGUGGGGAGGUGGUGCAGCUGCAAAGAUGUCCAGACAUAGCACAUUGACGGCAGCUGUGGCCACUAUGUUAGGUGCCACGCUCGGUGGUUUGUUCAUAUGGCGCAGCAUUCGCUCUCAGAAGAGGAAAGCCCUGAAAGACCCCGCUACAGCCGAGCCCAUUCAAGCCCAGCUGGAGCCGGACGUCACCCAAUCAGAGCCUGCGAAACAACAGCGAUCCGCGCCAACACAAACCCAAAAGCCUGUGCCAUUGACGCCCGUCGAUGCCCUGUUACAGGUGCCGCCUGCUAUCGUCAGUUCCUCAGAGGAGUGGGAGACGCUUUGGCCUGCGUUCCAGAAAGACCUGUCAGUCUAUCCGGUUCUGGGAUUGGACUGUGAAUGGGUAAAACGCAUGCGUGUAAGAGUGGGUGUAAGUGGUGAAAUGAAACGGUCUCGUCUUAGUAUCGCGUUCCUUCACAAGAUGUUCUCUGACCCGCAGGUGUCCUUCAAAGGCAAGGCCUCCGCGGUCUCCUUACUCCAGUUGGCGACGUUCACUGGCCGCUGUGUGCUGGUCAGACUGCUGACGUUUCGUGACGCACAGCUUCCUCUGCCCAAAAGUCUCGUCAGGGUCCUCUCAGACCCCCGUGUACUUAAAGUGGGGGUGGGAUGUUUUGAGGAUGGAAAGCGCCUGGCUAAUGAUCAUGGCUUGGCUCUUGAAUGCACAGUGGACCUUCGCUAUCUGGCUCUUAGACAGAGGCAAGCUGUUUUGAAUAAUGGACUGAGUCUGAAGUCUCUGGCCUCAGACCUGCUGAAUAUCACACUGGACAAAUCCCACGAGCUGCGCUGCAGUGACUGGGAGGCAGACAUACUGACCCAGGAACAGAUGACCUAUGCAGCCCGUGACGCGCAGAUCUCCAUUGCGAUUUUCUUUCACCUGCUGCAGCUGAGUGCCGAGCUCAGCUGCCCCGCUGAGGGUGAAAGCGUGUUUGUUCAGUUGGCAUCACGGUGCCAGGGGCUGGUAGAUUUGCCCUUUAGAGGGCACUGUGGAGGAGAGCGAGAAGAAGGGGAAAGGAGGAGACGGAGCAGGAAGUCCACCGCGGACAGUCCUGAGUCUGGAGACCAGCAAGUUCCAGACCCGCGGAGGAACAAACGGAAACCACUGGGAGUGGGUUAUUCUGCCAGGAAAUCUCCCCUUUAUGAUAACUGCUUCCUUCACGCACCCGACGGCCAGCCGCUCUGCACAUGUGACAAAAAGAAAGCUAAAUGGUACCUGGAGAAGGGAAUUGGAGAGUUGGUCAGUGAAGAUCCUUUUAUUGUCCGGCUCCUGUUCGAGCCAUCAGGUCGUCCAGACUCACAGAAAGAUUAUUACCUCACGGCCAAAGAGAAUCUGUGUGUGGUGUGUGGGAAACUGGAGUCUUACAUCAGGAAGAACAUUGUCCCACACGAGUAUAGGCGUCACUUUCCAUCCGAGAUGAAGGACCACAACUCGCACGACAUCCUGCUGUUGUGUACUGCCUGUCACGCAGCGUCCAACGUGCACGAUGGCGUCCUGAAGCAGCAGCUGGCGGAGGAACACUUGGCUCCGCAGGGGUGCGAGGAGGGCAUGAGACUGCUCGAAGACGCAGACCGCCGGCGAGUACGCUCGGCCGCUCGUGCUCUUCUCAGCGCCGGUGACGGGAUGCCAGAGUCCAGACGCGAGGAGCUCCUGUCUGUCAUCCAGAGUUUCUUUUGUGACGGUCAGCAAAUCACACAAGAGAUGCUUCAGAUGGCUGCGGCGCUCGAGACCAGGAUCUUUAACGAGAGUUACGUGCCACACGGACUGAAGGUGGUGCGGGCGUAUGCCGAGCGUGGUCUCUGUGGCCUGAUGGAGUUGGAGAGCCGCUGGCGGCAGCACUUUUUGACGAGCAUGCAGCCACGCUUUUUGCCCACACUUUGGGCGGUCAACCACAACCAUGACAAAUAUCUGCGCAAGUACGGAGCAGACUUAAAAAUCCUGCUCAACUGAUGCCCUCGCCGGUCUUAUACAGAUUAGACUUCAUGCUGAGAUGGAAAGGUUUCCUCGUCUUAUAAACCCUGUGUUGGUCAUGAGAUGAACUCUGAUCACAGGCAAGUCCUGGUGACUAAAUUGGGCCCCAAGGGAUCAGAUGGAGACUCUUGUGGGAUCAGAAGCCACUGUGGUGAAUGAAAGGACACCUCAUGCAUUGUGCAAUGGUGACAGGUACAAUUACUGCGUUAUGUGCACACUUUUUUAAUGUUUAAAAGCUGUGGAGAUAAGCAUUCAGAUUUCUCUGUAAAACAUUGACAUUUUAACCAGCCCAAACCUGCUCUUAAUUCUUAACCAUAAUGAAUUAAAUAAAAUAUUCAUAGCGUACAAUUCUUGCAGGUUUGUGGCCAUAUUAAAUAUUUUGUUAAGUGUUAAAUCAGUUUCUCCUGUGAUCUUGUUUUUUAUCAUGGAGCUUUACCAUUUUUGUGAACAAUACACGCUGGUUUUUGUUCAGUGGGUUUUGAGAAAAACUCAACUUAAAGUUUGAUCAGAUCUUCAUACAAUACAUCAAUCAUGUUGUCUGUAAUAUGUAAAGGAUCAUUUUCAGAUGUCAGGACACAUUGUCGUGUAUAAACCCGACUGUACACAAACCCCACAGCUCAUUGGUCUCAAUCACUGAUUCAGAUUUCUGUAGCGCCAGUUUGUGUUACAGCCUGAGAGAUUUCAGCUCCAUGGAUGAUAAAUGUAAACGCCGAGCUCAAGGACACUGAGAGUUUAACACUUAUUAUUAUUUAACUUAAGAAACAUUACAGCUUUUCUUUUUAUUUACAUUUGUCCAGAUGUAACCUAUUUAAAGCUAAUGUGUUUCCUUAUUGUCAAUAAAGAUAUUUAAUGUCAUAUCUAAGGACUUGGAAAUGAUAUACUGUAUGUGAGUAGCACGGUAUAUUUGUAGAAAUACCCAACAAUACAUUGUAUGGGUCAAAGUUAUAGUUUAUAAGGUAAAGAUCAUGUUCCAUCAAGAUGUUUUGUAAAUUUCCAUCCAUAAAUAUAUCAAAAUGUAUUUAUCAUUAGUAAUAUGUGUUGCUGCUAAGGACUUUAUUUGGUCCUUUAACUUUAAAGGUCAUUUUCUCAAUAUAUGGAUUUUUGCACCCUCAGUUUUCAGAUUUUCAAUAUCCCAAAUAUUGUCUUAUCCUAACAAACCAUACAUUAAUAGAGAUCUUAUUUAAUCAUCUUUCAGGUGAUGCAUAAAUCUUAAUUUCAAAACAUUGGGUCUCAUUCACUAAGCAUGCAUAUGUACGAAUUUGUGCAUGAAAUGUGCGUACAGAAGUUUUCACGAAUAAAUCAUGAUUCAAUAAAAACUUUCAUACUAAAAUUUCUUUGAUUAUUG
Molecule: messenger RNA, 3459 nt
Organism: Paramisgurnus dabryanus
Lineage: Eukaryota; Metazoa; Chordata; Actinopteri; Cypriniformes; Cobitidae
Gene: exd2
Product: exonuclease 3'-5' domain containing 2
Biological process (GO): nucleobase-containing compound metabolic process
Cellular component (GO): nucleus; cytoplasm
Molecular function (GO): nucleic acid binding; 3'-5' exonuclease activity
Source: RefSeq, a predicted model, not a curated record